Protobothrops mucrosquamatus (brown spotted pit viper) is the source of this 1038-nucleotide messenger RNA. Its product is annotated as acetylserotonin O-methyltransferase-like. The record is from RefSeq and is a predicted model, not a curated record. NCBI's taxonomy places the organism in Eukaryota, Metazoa, Chordata, Lepidosauria, Squamata, Viperidae. The transcript is spliced from 8 exons. Gene Ontology annotation, molecular function: O-methyltransferase activity. The coding region runs from base 1 to 1038 and encodes 345 amino acids.
AUGAGUUCAUCAGAAGAAACUGAAAAUAUUCAAACAUUAUUUCAAUACCAGCAUUCAUUUAUAAUUUUCAAGGUCAUUUCAACAGCCUGUGAGCUAGGUGUCUUCGAUCUCCUCAGUGAGUCGAGGGAACAGCUGACUUCCACAACUGUUGCUGAGCGCUUGAGCACCAGCCCCAUUGGGAUGCAGAGGCUGCUGGAGGCCUGUGUGGGGUUAAGGCUCCUAACACUAGAAAGGAAGGAUGGCAAAGAUCUUUAUGGAAAUACAGACUUUACCAAUCUCUACCUGGUCAAAUCAAGCCCGAAGUCUCAGUAUUAUUGUAUAAAGUUCCAUUCUGAAGUUGUGUAUCCCUCAAUGCAAUAUUUGCCUGAUGCUGUGAGGAAAGGAAAAAAUCAGAUUCCGUCAAUAUAUGGCUCUCCCUCAAACAAGACUUUUGAGGUCAUUUACAGCUCAAAGGAAGAGUUACAAACCUUCUCCAAUUUCAUGAAUGAGCUCUGGCCUGUGCUAGGAAGAGAAGUACUUUCUGCCUUUGAUCUGUCCCAGUUCCCACUCAUUUGCGAUCUGGGUGGAAGCACUGGUGGCUUAGCUAAGGAAUUGAUUUCACUCUACCCAAAAUGUACUGUGACCAUUUUUGACCUUCCUGAAAUAGUGGAAGCAUCCAAGAACCAUUGUUUUCCUUCAGAAGAGACCCGGAUCACUUUCCAUGCAGGUAAUUUUUUUAAAGAUCCCAUUCCUGAAGCAGAUCUGUACAUUUUGGCCAGGAUUCUCCAUGACUGGUCGGAUGAGAAUUGUUUGCAGCUGUUACACAAAGUGUACCAAGCCUGCAAACCUGGUGGUGGUGUCUUAAUAGUGGAAAUGCUUCUUGAUGAAGACAGGAGAGGGCCUUUAGCAGCCCAUAUCUACUCCUUGUUAAUAUUGCUCUACCUUGAAGGGAAAGAACGGUCAGCAACUGAGUUGAAUGUGCUCCUCCACAAAGCUGGUUUCCAAGAAAUUGAGCUAAAGAAAGGAAACCUCUUUCAUAUUAUUCUAGGAAGAAAAUAA